CUUCGGCUACUGUAGUUCUGCUGUCGCUGUUCCUGCUGUCGUCAUCGCUGCUGCCACCGCCAACGCAGUCAACCUAAUUAAGUGGACUAGGAUUGCAGGAAAUCGAUAUCGCGGUUUCCAACAUCUGCAACCCUGUUCAUUAUAAACAAACUGUUGAUUCUUUACAAAAGCGUAUUUUAAUUUUUAUUGUCGUUUUUUUAAAUUUUUUGCACUCACAAUCUUCUCCUUGAUCUGUAGCUAUCUACUUUACUGUUACAAUCUAUCAGUCUUUUCAUAUUUUAUUCCUUUCUAAGAUAUUUCUUAUACUUCACAUACUUUUAGCAUUCAAUGCACUUUCUAUAUUUGCCAUUUAACUGAUAUUCUUUAUCUAUAUUUCUCUUUUUACUUUCUUUGUAUGAUCUGUCUUCCCUUCACUUUCUACAUAUUGUUUAUUUCACGUGGAACAGCAGUUCAAUAAUAGCUGGAUAUUUUUGGAUCUUGAAAAAAAAAAGGAAAUAUUAAUAAGAAAACUUGCGCAGGAAUAUAACAUAUUUAUGAAAAAAAUGCUAAAGUGAACGAGUCGCUUGAAGAUGGACUUAUACUGAACUAGAGAAAGAGUUUAAAGUACCAGGACUAAGGAAGGUGGAAGUGGUGGCGGUGAUGGCAGAAAGUGUGAAACAGUAUGAUCAUUAUUUUUUAGUAUGAAAAAAAUCUACCUCACACUAAAUCUUCAUUGGAAUUUUUAAAGCUAGGUGAGAAAAAGAAAAAGAUAAAAAAAUAUUUGACAUUUACAGCGGGGAACUUGGCUGAAGGUUUCGUUAUCACAUCAACGUCGUUGUUGACGUUAUCAUUAUUAACACAACCAUCAUCCUCGUCAUCAUCAUCAUCAUCAUCAUCAUCAUCAUCAUCAUCAUCAUCAUCAUCAUCAUCAUCAUCAUCAUCAUCGACAUUAUUAUCAUCAUCAUCGUCAUCAUUCACUUGAUUUCAAACAAUUCUUUUCCCUAUCCAUUUCUUUAUAAUUAAUCAUUGCCACUCUACAUUAGAAUAAUCAAUAUGAUUAUCUAACAUCUUCCCAUUUGUCAUAUAUGAUUUAAUUUAAAUAUUAGCCUUUUAAAGAUGUUUUAAAUAACAGCCCACACCGUUAUGUUUGUUUUAAAGUUAUUUGAACGGUUUUCUAACUGAAGACAAUUACUUUUUCAGCACCUACCUCAUAUUUCUUCCAAGUUGCUCUUUCUUCCUCGAUAUUUUUGAUAUGUUCAUACUGUAAGAAUACGAACUCUUGUUCAGAGUGCUUUAUGUAGAAGAAAGUUAACACUGCACAAAAAGUUAUUUAAAUUAUAACAGACGCUGUGCUGAUUAAAACUAACUGAAGUAGACUGUAAUAUAUACAGAAUUUUUACUUCAUGAAAUAAAAUUCCAGACGAAACAACUAUCGCACAAUUUGGAAUAAAUUUUCCUAUAUUUUAUUUAUUUAUUUCAUUUUUUUUUUCAUUUUUUGCUUCAUUCCACAAUUCACAUGGAUUAAAAUUCCAGGAAGCAAAAACAAUUUUCAGAUAUCUUUCCGGAGAAAACUGCCAGUCGUUGAAUUUGAUACAGAGAUGUAAAUUUUUUCCUUCCUUGCCGUUUAUUCAUGUGUGAAUCGGAUGCUUUUUUAAAUUCUAAUUAAUCAGGAACACGGGUACAGAAUGAGUUAUGCCUCAGAUGAUGAUGACUGUGUUAAUUCUCCGGAUAUUGACAGCCACUUCAGUGACAGCUCAAUGUUUUACGAUGAUGAGUACCAAUUUAUUGAUGCUUGUAUUGAUGGAGAUCAUGAAGCCGUCCAAGCGAUUCUUGAAGACGACUGUACGCGAGAGGAGAUAAAUGAAAGGGAUAGAUCCGGCAGAACGGGAAUUAGUCAUGCUUGUUCAAGCGGUUUCUCUACAAUAGUAGAAAUGUUAGCAGAAGUACCAGAAGUUGAAGUAAACAUUCCAGAUAAAGAAGGGAAUACGCCACUCAUUUUUGCUGCUCAAGCUGGACAGGAAGAAUGUGUACGUAUUCUUCUACAUGAGUAUAAGAAGAUACGUGUCGAUCAUGUUAAUAAAGCUGGAUUUUCUGCCUUAAUGAAAGCAGCAAUUCAAGGCCGAACAAAAUGUGCAAAAUUACUUUUAUUUGCUGGAUCUUCUCCAAAACUGAGAGACUAUGGUCGGAAACUGUGUGCUGAAGAAUGGGCAAGGUUUACUGGCCGUUAUGACUGCGCUGAAGCUAUAGCUAAAUUUACAAAAGCUAAACGAUUUGUCCUGAGAACUCGAUUUCAAAAUUCUCGGAACAAAAGCUGUAGUGAACCCGACCUAUCUUGUCAAGCUACACCAGAAACCACUGAUGGCCAAAGUAAAAAUGUAGACAGCAACUCCGAACACCGAACUAGACAAAGUUGGUUCCGCAAGAAGUUUAAGAAGCUAUUACAUAUUCAGCAUGACAUGUUUUCUCGCCAUAUUGGUUCAGAAAUGGAAUUAGGAGGGAGUCCCUUUCAGAUGAUCGCCAGAUGCGUGUCAACACCUCUAAUUCCUGGUGCCAUCUCGCCGUCUGACUCACCACCUUCUAUGCGUAAAAAUAAUGGUUCCGAAGGCAUCAAGAUUCCUCGAGUGGAAGUAACAACUGCAGAAACAAACGUUUCAAAACAGAUGAUUGAUGAUCCUUCCUAAGUUUUGAAACCAAGAUAAAAAAUAUUCAAGGGAUCAAAGAUAAUGUCUAUCUAAAAUUAUUUCCGAAAAUACCAAAUUAAUCCUUAUUAAAAAAAUAUAUAUAUAUCUAAAUGCACAGGGAUGUAUAUGAUUAUUUGGUUUAUAAAUGUUAACACAAUCACACAUGAAUGAAAAGUGUUUCUUUUUCGUUUUUUUGACGAAUUAUUAUUAUUCAAAUCAUUGUAAUAUGGUUCCAAAAUGGUUCUCGGAUAUUAGAGAAAAAUGAUAUUUUCAUAAUAUUUCCAUCUUUAAUUCUAUAUGUCUGUUGCUGGUAACAAUAGAUUCUGUUCACUCUCGUUCACUACAAAUUGCCUUAAAAGAGAAUUGAUAUUCACUAAAUGGUAAUUAUUGUCUCGUUUGGAAUAUGUCAGUCAAUUAGUCAAAUUAAGCAUCUAAAGUUCAGAAGGUUUUUAAAGCUGGCAGAUUUUUCUUAAAAUAAUUACGAUUAUUUUCCAGAACAGAUCUUCACUUUCACAUAUCUAGAUUUCUAACACUGAAUAAAAUAAGUAGCUCGUUUUUUUUAUCCUCGUUAAUCACAAAAACUUAAUAAAUUUUGAUUGCGUAAUAAGUGUUGAUACUUUUCUUUCCAUUGAGUAUAUUCAGCGAUCCUUUACUGUAUCUAAUACAAACAUUUUUACUUUGAUAAUACAUUUGAGAAAGAUGCAGAUGUUAAUAGCCUACAUUUUCUUCCACAUAAAUCCUGUUUUUAUAGCUACCAAAGAAUGCAGCAAAAAAAAACCAUUUCAUUAAAGCCAUUCUAAAUACUAGUGGUCACAUAGCAGCAAUAUGUGAAAUAGACAAAUAUAAGGAAAAACUGAUGAAUCAAAUAUACUGGGUUUAGCAUUUAAAGAAAUUACUUUAGCAUUUAAAGAAAUUACUCUAUGAUUUACACUACAAUUUUCAUUAAUACUGUUGUUGCUAUUAUUAUUAUUAUUAUUAUUAUUAUUAUUGUUGUUGUUGUUGUUGUUGUUAUCAUCAUUAUUCUUAUCAUUAUUAAUGCGGUGAGCUGGCAGAAUCGUUAGCACGCUGGACGAAAUGCUUAGCGGUAUUUCGUCCGUUCUUACGUUCUGAGUUCAAAUUCCGUCGAGGUCGACUUUACUUUACAUCCUUUCGGGUUCGAUAAAUUAAGUAUCAGUGAAACACUAGGGUCGAUGUAAUCGACUAGUUCCCUACUCCGAAAUUUCAGACCUUGUGCCUAAAGUAGAAAGGAUUUUUAUUAUUAUCAUGUGAAAAUUCACAGCUUAAUUUGCUGGGUAUGAUGGAAAGUGUCAGCUGUCCACAGCCAGCAGACUCAGGUGACACUUGUUUACUAGUCAUGCUUCAAGAACCCUGCGAAGAAUUCUUGCAGUUCCAAGUAAUGCUGAUUUUUGUAGGUGUUCUCUCUUCACACUUGCACCAAUCUUUUUCAGCCAUGUUGGUAGUUGAGUGCUGAUACUUCCAAGCGCGCCAGUUACCAUUGGUAUCACGUCUACUCUCUUCAUUGACUACAACCUCCGUAUCUCCCACUUCAAAUCAUCAUAAUUGUUUACUUUUUCUUCGUCUUUCACAUUGAUCCUGUUGUCACCGAGGUAUGCUAUGUCGAUUAUCAUACAAUGUCCGGUUUCCGAUGUCUGGUCAAGUGAUCGCACUGGAUCAUUGCACCCCACAGCAUUUUGCAAUUCUCAUUUUCGGUAACACCUGGAGUUUGCUCGUACCACAUCUUUACACUUUGUAGGCCUUGAUUUCCACAGAGUUCCUAAAGGUUCAUUCUUGCCCCAUUGUCAUGGCGUCUUUUGUAUUCGCGUUGGUCAUUCGCUAACGAUGUGCCAUACGUUUCAACCCUCUCACCACACACUCUGCAUUUUUGUGCAUUCUGCACUUCAUAUAACUGGUCCUUAACGCUUAUUCCUGAGUUGUGCAUAUGAGUGCUUCCGUCUCUUGAGCUGCGCAUAUGAGUGCUUCUGUCUCUAUUGAGCUGUAUUAUUAUUAUUAGUAGUAGUAGUAGUGUUUUUAUUAUUAAGGCCGCUAUGUUCUGAGUUCAAAUUCCACCUAGGUCGACUUUGCCUUUCAACAUUUCGAGGUCGAUAAAUUAAGUACCAGUUGAGUACUGGGUCGAUGUAAUCUACUUAACCCCUCUCACCAUUAUUAUUAUUUGAGAGAUGAGGUAUUAUGUACAUUUACAUUUGACUGAUGUUGUUAAGAGUCCGCGCUCUUAACCACUACGCCAUAUGCCCGUGGGCAAUUGUGGAGUGAAUUUCAGGGCUUAUAAAUCUAAUAUUUUCCUAUCCUCCCGUAAUACCGGUUCCUAUAUGCUAUUCAUAUCUGCACUAGGUCUGCUUAGGAGCUUAUUAUGUCCCAGUAUAUGUGCUGCCUCUUUUAGUUUUCGUAUUUUCCAGUGGUGUUCUCUGUCUAUUAUUUUAACUUCAUCUCAGAGGUGGUCUCAGCUAUACUCGAUUUAUCAAUACCUCUUCGUGACACACACUUGCGAUGCUCCUCUACCCUUAUUUUGAGGGAGCGAAAAGUUUCCCUUUUGUAUAACCUACCACAGCUGCAUGGGAUGGAGUACAUACAGUCUUUGGUCAUAUUCCCUUCUAUUGGUGAUUUUACUCGGAGAUAUUUGCAAAGUGUUGUAUUAUACUUGAAUAUUAUCAUCAUCAACAUCAUCAUCAUCAUCAUCAUCAUCACCAUCAUCAUCAUCAUCAUCAUCAUCAUCAUCAUCAUCAUCAUCAUCAUCAUCAUCAUCAUUAUAA
Octopus bimaculoides (California two-spot octopus) is the source of this 5428-nucleotide messenger RNA. RefSeq lists its product as uncharacterized. Lineage: Eukaryota; Metazoa; Mollusca; Cephalopoda; Octopoda; Octopodidae. Gene Ontology annotation, molecular function: protein binding. The record is from RefSeq and is a predicted model, not a curated record.